Messenger RNA from Plectropomus leopardus (leopard coralgrouper), 787 nucleotides. The record is from RefSeq and is a predicted model, not a curated record. Lineage: Eukaryota; Metazoa; Chordata; Actinopteri; Perciformes; Serranidae.
AACUCAAUCAGGCACAACCUGUCUCUUAACCGCUACUUUCUGAAAGUGGCACGCUCUCAGGACGAGCCUGGCAAAGGGAGUUUCUGGCGUGUGGAUUCUGCUUCUGAGAGCAAGUUGGUGGAGCAGGCCUUCAGGAAAAGACGACAAAGAGGGGUGGCUUGCUUCAGAACACCAUUCGGACCCCUCUCUUCUAGGAGUGCUCCUGCAUCCCCGACACACCAGGGACUCCUUUCUCCUCCAUCCAGCGGGCUGCAGACUCCUGAAUGUCUGAGCAGAGAGGGCUCCCCUAUCUCCCAUGACCACCAUGAACAGCUGGCUAACAAACUGGCAUCUGUACCUGAGUAUAGGUACUCUCAGAGUGCCCCAGGCUCUCCAGUCAGUGGUCAGCAUGUCAUCAUGGCUGCACCCCCUCAUCCCUCAGGCCCAGGGAAAGCCCUUGCUUUAGUGCCAGGUGGUGGCGGCCAAGUCCAGCCCAUCCACAUGCUCCAGAACCCGACUCAGUCCUCUGUCACCAUGGUGCGGGUGGUCACCAGCACCCCUCUAACUUCCAGCCAUCCGAAUGGGUACAGUGCUCCCUCUGUUGGAGGAGCAGAGGGCAACAGUGAGCUCAGAGAAGCCCAGCUGAGCAGAGAGCGAGUGAUCCAGACUGUGGACAGUGCGGUGCAGGGCGGCGAUGGUCGAAACCUGGCCCUUGGUUUGCAUCAACUUCCUGUUCGUCCUGUUACCCAGAAUGGCAAACACACCACUGCUGCUGUUGCCACAGCAACCAGCCUUGCUAAUGCAUCUG